AGACUUCACUGGAACAGCCACCAUUGUCCCCACACUUGUCUAUAAGGUUAUCUAAACCCACGAGACUCUCUCUCAAAGCAAUUAAGAUGCGUUUGCUAGUCGCAGAAGUAGCUGCAGCUUCACCAUUGUCCUCUGCCUCUUCAGAAUGUAACUCCAAUAGUUGCAGAUGGAAGCCUUACUCCAACUCUACUGACUUCCAAGCAAACGCAUCCGUCCUCCUCAUACUUAUCUUCUCUGCUCUCAUAUGUGCUCUCUCUCUAUGCGCUGCGAUCCGUUGCUUUCUCCGGCCAACAACUCCCGAGACUGACGACAACGACCACAAGUCUGAUCUUGAAGCUGAUAGUUCAUUCACCAUACCAACUCCUACGCUUGUCUACUCCUCAGACCUUGAGCUUGCAGGAGCUGAAGCAGAGUGUGCUAUCUGCUUGUCGGAGUUCGAACAAGGUGAGAGUAUCCAAGUGCUGGAGAAAUGUCAUCAUGGGUUCCAUGUCAAGUGCAUCCACAAGUGGCUAUCUUCCCGCUCCUCCUGUCCUACCUGCCGGACUUCUAUCUUCUUACAAAGCACCUUAGACUCUACACCAUCAACGGAAGCUCCUUCAACAAACUAGAUCAGUGCUUAGAUUUCCUCACUUUAUCUCCCACUUUCUCAUCUUUCUUGUUACCAAAUCUUAGAGUUAUAUCAUGUUUUGCUUAUAGUUUAUAUCAGGUUUUGCUUGAGAUUACUACCCUGAUGAUGUUCUGCAUUAAGUAAAACUAUAAAAAUCAGACAAAUAA
This is a messenger RNA of Brassica oleracea var. oleracea, 774 nucleotides long. Its product is annotated as RING-H2 finger protein ATL79-like. The record is from RefSeq and is a predicted model, not a curated record. The coding region runs from base 87 to 608 and encodes 173 amino acids. NCBI's taxonomy places the organism in Eukaryota, Viridiplantae, Streptophyta, Magnoliopsida, Brassicales, Brassicaceae. Gene Ontology annotation, molecular function: transferase activity. The transcript has a single exon. Gene Ontology annotation, biological process: protein ubiquitination.